AUCCUAUUAUAUGUGUAGUCCACUGUUCAACACCAGUGCCAAUGCAAAAUGAUCAGUGGAACAAUCGGAAAGGGUCUCCUAAAACGUUCUUUCACAACAAUACGUGGCCGCAAAGGCCUUUAUUGGGCCAUUUCGUCUAUCCGACACGACCAUCACUGGCAUGGAAAUGAAUCGCUGGAAAACGACGAUCCAGAAAUGUAUGCUCUUAUUCGACAAGAAAAAGAGCGGCAGAGAAGUGGCCUUGAACUUAUAGCUUCGGAGAAUUUUUGCAGCAGAGCUGCCUUAGAGGCUUUGGGAUCUUGCCUAAAUAACAAAUAUUCUGAGGGAUACCCAGGUCAAAGGUACUAUGGUGGCAAUAAAUAUAUUGAUAAGAUUGAAUUACUGGUACAGGAGAGAGCUCUUAAAGCAUUUAACUUGGAUCCAGAAAAAUGGGGAGUUAAUGUACAACCAUAUUCUGGUUCACCAGCAAAUUUUGCAGUAUAUACUGGCUUACUUAAACCUCAUGAGCGUAUCAUGGGCCAAGAUCUCCCACAUGGUGGACACUUGACUCAUGGUUUUAUGACUGAUAAGAAAAGGAUAUCUGCAACAUCCAUAUAUUUUGAAUCAAUGCCUUAUCGCCUGAAUGUAGAAACAGGUUACAUUGAUUAUGACAAACUGGAAGAAACUGCCAAACUAUUUCGUCCCAAGAUAAUCAUUGCUGGAGCAAGUGCUUAUUCUAGACUUAUUGAUUAUGAGAGGAUGAGAAAGAUUUGUGACGAAGUUAAUGCAGUGCUCAUGGCAGAUAUCGCACAUAUCAGUGGGCUAAUCGCAGCACAGGUAAUUCCCAGUCCGUUUGAACAUUCGCAUAUUAUCUCCUCUACAACUCAUAAGACUCUACGAGGUGCAAGAUCUGGUAUUAUCUUUUAUCGUGUGGGCGAGAAAGCUACGAAUAAAAAGACCGGGAAAAAAAUCAUGUAUAACUUCAAGGAAAAGAUUGAUUUUGCAGUCUUUCCGUCCUUACAGGGAGGACCCCAUAAUCAUGCUAUAGCAGGUGUUGGAGUCGCAUUGAAACAGGCGUUAGAACCAGCAUUUCGGGAUUACCAAACACAAGUGUUGAAAAAUUCCAAAGCAAUGGCACAGGCCUUGUUGGAUCGUGGAUAUGAUUUAGUCUCGGGUGGGACUGACAAUCAUCUUGUUCUUGUUGACCUGAAAUCAAAGGGUAUUGAUGGAGCACGUGUAGAGCGCGUGUUAGAACUUGCCUCAAUCACCACGAACAAAAAUACUUGUCCUGGUGAUAAGAGCGCACUGGUGCCAGGAGGACUGCGUUUAGGUGCUCCAGCGUUGACGUCGAGAGAUUCCAAGGAGAGUGACUUCGUUCAAGUUGUAGAUUAUUUGGAUCAGGGCGUUAAGAUAGCUGUUGAGGCUCAAGAAAAUACUGGAGCAUCGCUACAAGAUUUCCGGGAAUUGAUUUUGGAUGAAAACUUCAGCAAGAAAAUUGGUUCAUUGAAACAAAAAGUGGAAAAUUUCGCUAAAGAAUUUCCUUUGCCAGGUUUUGAUAAAACUUAAGAGAGAAUAUUGUAAAAUUUUUCUUUGAAAAUUAAAGAUUUUGCAUUAGGCAAAAAUUUGGGCACAUCCUGCAUAGGUUGCACGCCAUUAGAUGACAAUGUUGCAAUGAACUUACGUCUAUAGACAGAGUUUAACAAACCUGCGACUAAUGUUAUAUCGGAAAAUCUUCUGAUAUUUUGACGAAUAUUUAUACAUAUUAUGAAUAUACUAACACUUGUAAAGCACUAGUUGUUGAAUAAAAUU
Molecule: messenger RNA, 1788 nt
Organism: Dendronephthya gigantea
Lineage: Eukaryota; Metazoa; Cnidaria; Anthozoa; Malacalcyonacea; Nephtheidae
Product: serine hydroxymethyltransferase, mitochondrial-like
Exons: 16
Coding region: 49-1545 (498 amino acids)
Biological process (GO): tetrahydrofolate interconversion; purine nucleobase biosynthetic process; folic acid metabolic process
Cellular component (GO): nucleus; cytosol; cytoplasm
Molecular function (GO): mRNA regulatory element binding translation repressor activity; protein homodimerization activity; mRNA 5'-UTR binding
Source: RefSeq, a predicted model, not a curated record